This is a messenger RNA of Ascoidea rubescens DSM 1968, 5391 nucleotides long. RefSeq names its product 1,3-beta-glucan synthase. Gene Ontology annotation, molecular function: 1,3-beta-D-glucan synthase activity. The record is from RefSeq and is a predicted model, not a curated record. Gene Ontology annotation, cellular component: plasma membrane; 1,3-beta-D-glucan synthase complex. Gene Ontology annotation, biological process: fungal-type cell wall polysaccharide biosynthetic process; (1->3)-beta-D-glucan biosynthetic process. NCBI's taxonomy places the organism in Eukaryota, Fungi, Ascomycota, Saccharomycetes, Ascoideales, Ascoideaceae. The transcript has a single exon. The coding region runs from base 1 to 5391 and encodes 1796 amino acids.
AUGAUUCCAACAUCUCAACAAAAAUUUCCUUCCAUUAGUGAAUCUGAAAUUAAAAAAACUUUUGUGACUGAAGAACAUCCAAAUCACAGAUAUCCAAGUACAACUUAUCCAGUUCAACAAAAGGAAUUGCCAACUCAUAAGAAUAACUAUGAUCCAAAUCAAAUCAAUCAAACAGUAAUUGAUUAUGAUGAUCCCUUUCCAACUCUAAACGACGAAAACUUGCUACCAGUGCCUUUAACUAAAGUUGAAUCAAUUUUCAAUGAUAUAACAAAAAAGCUAGGUUUUCAAACCGGCAACUGUAAAAACAUGCUAAACCAUUUUUUGAUGCUAUGGGACUCCAGAUCAAGUAGAAUUGAUUCAAAAACUGCUUUAAUCUCUAUUCAUGCUGAUUUUAUUGGUGGAACCAAUGCCAAUUUUAGAAAAUGGUAUUUUGCUUCAAUGCUAGAAUUUGACGGUCUUGAAGAUUUAAUCUUACCUGACUACGAUAACCCCAAAGAACCCCCUACUGCUCCAGUUGAGCCUUCUGCUGACCUAAAAUUUAACAUCUCCGAUAUUAACAUAAACUCAAUAGAUUUAAUUGAAUCUGAGAUAAAAUUCCAAAAAUUAAAAGAAUUAGAAUACAGAUGGAGAUUAAGAAUGAAUUUAUACAGUUAUGAAGACUAUAUCACUCAAAUCGCUGUUUAUUUAUUGGUUUGGGGUGAGGCCAACCAAAUUAGAUUUAUGCCGGAAUGUCUUUGUUUUCUUUACAAAUUAUCCUAUGAUUAUUACAUUUCAAAUCUUUGCAAGGAAAGUGAGCCUCUAAAAGAAUACUAUUUUUUAAGCCAAAUCAUAACUCCAAUUUAUAAAUUUCUUAGAGACCAGGUUUAUAAAAUAAAUCCCGAAAAUGGAAAAUUUAUUAGAAGAGAAAAGGACCACAAUAAAAUUAUUGGAUAUGAUGAUGUAAAUCAAUUGUUUUGGUAUAAAGGUGGCUUAGAAAGAAUUAAAAUCGUUGGCGAUGAAAAAACAAAACUCAUGAGUCUAAGUAAAGAAACAAGGUUUUUAAAUUUACAUCAAGUUAAAUGGAAUAAAGUCUUUUAUAAAACAUAUUGGGAAACAAGAACUUGGGCUCAUGUUUUGACCAAUUUUAAUAGGAUUUGGAUCAUCCAUUUCUGCAUGUUUUGGUUCUAUACAUCUUUCAAUUCACCAACUCUAUAUACGAAAAAUUAUGACCAAACAGCAAAUAAUCAACCAACAGCUCAAGCCACAUUAUCAGUUGUUUCUCUUGGUGGAACUAUUGCCUGUAUCUUAGAAUUGAUUGCAACAAUAGCUGAAUUGUUCUUUGUUCCUAGACAAUGGCCUGGUGCUCAAAGUGUAUUUAAUAGAAUAUUGUUUAUCACAUUCAUGCUGAUUGUCAAUAUCACUCCAUCAAUCUAUGUUUUAGGAAUGAUUCCAGUAGAUGUUUAUUCAAAGGUUGCCUUUGUGAUUUCAAUUAUUCAGUUUAUUAUAGCAAUCAUAACCUAUUUUGUGUUUUCAAUUAGACCACUAGGUGGGUUAUUUUCCUCUUAUUUAUUUGAUAAAAAGAAACCUCUUCAGUAUUAUGCUUCACGAGAAUUUACUGCUGCUUUUCCAAAAUUAACUGGAAGAGGUAGAUGGUUUUCAUACCUUUUAUGGAUUUCCGUUUUUGGUGCUAAAUUUACUGAAUCAUAUUUUUUUUUAACUUUAUCACUUCGUGAUCCAAUAAGAAAUUUAUCUAUUAUGGAAAUGACGAGGUGUGUUGGUGAUAUAUGGUUGGGUUCAUUUUUAUGCCGUCAACAGGCAAGAAUAGUGUUGUUUCUUAUGUAUCUUGCUGAUUUGGUAUUAUUCUUUUUGGAUACAUACCUCUGGUAUAUCAUUUGCAAUUGUUUUUUUUCUGUUGGUUUAUCCUUCAACCUUGGUAUUUCUAUUUUAAGUCCUUGGAAAAAUAUUUACGUUCGUUUGCCAAAAAGAAUUUACACAAAAAUACUUGCAACCAAAGAUAUGGAAGUGAAAUACAAACCAAAAGUUUUAGUUUCUCAGGUCUGGAAUGCAAUUAUUAUUUCAAUGUACAGAGAGCAUUUGCUUCCACUUGAGAAUGUGGAAAGACUAUUAUAUCAUCAACAACCCUCAGAAAACCUAAAUAAAAGAACAUUGAAGACUCCAACAUUUUUUGUUUCCGAAGAUGACAAAAAGGUUAACACAGAUGAGUUUUUUCCUGCAAGAUCAGAAGCUUCUAGACGCUUAUCUUAUUUUGCUCAAUCAUUAUCAACCACCUUACCAGAAACACUAUCAAUUGCCGCCAUGCCCACAUUCACUGUUUUGAUUCCUCACUAUGGAGAAAAAAUUCUUCUUUCAUUAAAAGAAAUCAUCCGAGAAGAUAAGAAUUCCAAAAUAUCAUUGUUAGAGUAUUUGAAAAGAUUACAUCCAGUUGAAUGGGAAUGUUUUGUUAAAGACACAAAGGUUUUAUGUGAUAUGGGCGAAAAGACAGAACCAACUUAUACUCCAGUUAGUGCUUUAAGCGAAAAAGAUCUUAUUAAGAGAAAAAUCAAUGAUGUCCCAUUUUAUUGUAUAGGAUUCAAAGAUGCUAAUCCUGAAUUCACUCUAAGGACAAGAAUCUGGGCCUCGCUUCGAUCACAAACAUUAUACCGAACCAUUUCUGGUUUUAUGAAUUAUCAAAAGGCUUUAAAAUUACUAUACCGAGUUGAGAACCCAGAGUUGAUUGAAGAAUUCACGUUUGCUAUUCGAAAUAUUGAUGAGGAACUACGAAAAAUGGCGUGUAGGAAGUUUAGAAUAGUUGUUUCAAUGCAAAGAUAUAAAUCAUUUAACGAGGAAGAAGCUCAAGCUGCUUCCUUUUUGUUAGGAGCAUAUCCUGAUUUGUAUAUUUCGUAUUUAGAAGAAGUCAAACCGGAAACAGCAGAUGAUGAAGUUGAAUUUUAUUCUGUUUUAAUCAACGGUUAUUGUGGUAUGGAUAAUCAAGGCAAUGUGAUUCCAAUUUAUCGUAUUAAGCUAUCAGGAAAUCCUAUCCUUGGAGAUGGAAAAUCAGAUAAUCAGAACCAUUCUAUAAUCUUUUAUCGUGGAGAGUAUAUACAGGUAAUUGAUGCAAACCAAGAUAAUUACCUUGAAGAGUGUUUGAAGAUCAGAGCAGUACUAGCUGAAUUCGAGGAAUACGACUUUCCCGUUAAAAACCCGUAUAAUCGUUUUGAGGCUUAUGAAACAAAAAAUCCUGUUGCUAUAAUUGGUGCGAGAGAAUACAUAUUUUCAGAGAAUUCAGGUGCUUUGGGAGACGUUGCUGCUGGAAAAGAGCAGACGUUUGGAACAUUGUUUGCCAGAACCCUUGCAGAGAUUGGAGGAAAACUACAUUAUGGGCACCCUGAUUUUUUGAAUGCUAUUUUUAUGACAACAAGGGGAGGAAUAUCAAAAGCACAAAAGAGUUUGCAUUUGAAUGAAGACAUAUAUGCAGGGAUGACAGCUAUUUGUCGAGGUGGACGUAUUAAACACUGUGAUUAUUUUCAAUGUGGAAAAGGUAGAGAUCUUGGUUUUGGAUCAAUAUUAAAUUUCACUACUAAAAUUGGUGCUGGAAUGGGUGAACAAAUGCUUAGUAGAGAAUAUUACUACCUAGGAACACAAUUGCCAAUUGAUAGGUUUUUAUCAUUUUACUAUGCUCAUCCGGGGUUUCACAUCAAUAAUAUGUUCAUUAUUCUUUCAAUGCAAUUAUUUUUGCUCGUUGUGCUUAAUUUGGGUUCUUUGUCCAAUGAGUCCAUACUUUGUAUGUAUGACAAGAACGUGCCUAUUACUGAUUUGCAAUUACCCAUUGGGUGUUAUAAUAUUCAACCGGUUUUGGAUUGGGUUACAAUCUUCAUUCUUUCCAUUUUUAUUUGUUUUUUUAUAUCGUUUUUGCCAUUGUUGUUACAAGAACUUACGGAGAGAGGUGUUUGGAGAGCAUGGACUAGGUUUUUCCAUCAUUUAAUAUCAUUGUCCCCAUUGUUUGAGGUUUUUGUUUGUCAAAUAUACGCGAAGGCAUUGAUCACAAAUGUGACAUUUGGUGGGGCACAGUAUAUCUCAACAGGGAGGGGUUUCGCAACUACUCGUAAUCCAUUUCAUGUUUUAUAUUCAAGAUUUACCGUCACUUCAAUUUAUUCAGGUGCUUUAUUGUUUUUGGGAUUAUUAUUUGGAUCAAUAACUAUGUGGCAACCUGCAUUGCUAUGGUUUUGGCUAACAAUGAUUUCAAUGUGCUUGGCUCCUUUUAUUUUCAAUCCUCAUCAGUUUUGUUGGAGCGAUUUUUUUGUUGAUUACGGGCAGUACAUUCGCUGGCUAUCAAGAGGUAAUUCUAAAUGGCAUCAAAAUUCAUGGAUAGGAUAUAUUCGUUCAACGAGAGGCAAGUACACUGGUUAUAAGAAGAAGGAAAUUGGUGUGGAAUCUGAAAAGGAAGCGACCAAAAUAAUCAAAGCAAAAAAAAGAAACACAUUUUUUGGAGAAGUGUUUGUUCCGUCAAUAUUCUUAAUUUUUACUUUUUUUGGAUACUCCUUUGUCAAUUCCCAAAAUGGAGUGAAAGAUACAUCUCCCACUAAUUGUGUGUUGCGAUUGUUAAUAGUGACAUUUUCACCAAUUGUUGUUAACAUGGCGGUUUUACUCAUUGUAUUUGUUAUAUCAUGCACUUUGGGAACUUUGUGUAAUAUGUUUUUUAAAAAAACUGCCGCAGUGGCUGCUGCUAUUGUCCAUGGAAUAUCUGUUGUUGCACAUAUUUUUUCAUGGGAAGUUUUAUGGUAUUUAGAAGGAAUGAAUUUUUCGAGAACUCUAAUUGGUUUCAUAUGUUGCUGUUGUCUUCAAAAAGUGUGUAUGCAUUUUUUUAUUAUUUUAUUUUUGACCAGAGAAUUCAAAUUUGACGAUGUCAAUAAUGCUUGGUGGACUGGAAAUUGGUAUAGAAAAAGCUUGGGAUGGACAGCACCAAUAUCACCAUUCAGGGAAUUUUUCGUAAAAACAAUAGAGGCGACGCUAUUUGCUAGAGAUUUUGUUUUGGGUCAUUGUUUACUAUUUAUUCAACUACCAUUAGUGAUGAUUCCUUGGACAGACACUGUUCACUCUGUUCUCCUAUUCUGGUUAAAAGCUGGGGACUUUAAAAGUCCAAUCCUAACAAAAAGAGGAAAGAAAAAAAUAUCCAAAACUGUUACUCGUUAUUCGAUACUAUAUUUCACUAUUCUUUGUAUAUUUUUGGCUCUUUUUAUUGUGCCGGUGUUUAUGGCAAGAUUUGUCCCAGACUUUUCAAAGCAUUUGCCUUCUGAUAUUGCAAUUGGGUUGUUUCAACCUUUUGGGCAGGAUAACAAUGAUACUGGACCUAUUAAUGCUCCAGAGACAAUACCUAGAGGAAAACCAGUAGCAAGUAUUUUGAGCGAAAACUAA